AUGUCGUCCUCGGAAGUAGACCAUUUGGUCUCGGAAAACAUUAAAGAGCACCAUGGAGAAAUCAUUUACGAUGCUAAUGGAUUCAUUAAAAAGAUUUAUCGAAAAGAUAGCCAAUUAAACAGAAAAAUUGUUGAUAGUUAUAUAGGCAUGUAUAAAGAGGAUAAAGAGGAUUCCUCUAAUAAAGAGGAUAACGUCCAAAAAAGACGCGAAAAUGCCCAGACUAUGACGAACGCGUUCUAUGAUAUUGUUACCGAUUUUUAUGAAUAUGGCAUGUGUAUAAUUUAUUAUAAUCUGAAGACUAAACGAUGGGGUGAAUCGUUUCAUUUUGCUCGGGCUUAUAAAGGAGAUACAUUUGAACAAUCCAUUAAACGUCACGAACAAUAUUUAGCCGUGAAGCUUGGAUUAAAUGAAAAACAAAGAGCUCUUGAUGUUGGAUGUGGUGUCGGGGGACCCCUUCGUGAAAUAGUGAGAUUAUCAGGUGCACACGUUACUGGCCUUAAUAAUAAUGGCUAUCAAAUCGAAAGAUGUAAAGCCUAUGCUAAAAAAUUAGGCUUAGAAAACAAGAGCGAUUAUGUCAAAGGUGAUUUCACUGCCAUUCCACGUGAGCUAUAUGGUAAAUUUGAUUCAGCUUAUGCAGUCGAAGCAACUGUUCAUUCACCUAAACUUGAAAUGGUUUAUGGCGAAGUAUUUCGUGCUCUUAAACCCGGUGGCCUUUUCGCUACUUACGAAUGGGUUACCACACCAAACUUUGACGAAAACAAUCCUGAACAUAAACGCAUCAUUCACGGUAUUGAGGAAGGUAAUUCUAUCCCUUCUUUGAGUUCUUAUAAACAAGCAAUUGAUGCGGCUAAACAUGUUGGUUUCGAAUUGAUUGAACAUGAGGAUAUGGCCAUCUUAUCUGAAUGUCACGUACCUUGGUACUUGACUUUAAAAGGUGGUUUCUCUCUUAAAGGAUUCAGAAUGACUCGCAUAGGCAGAUGUCUUCGCAUCGCUGCACCUGGUUCAACUGAUGUGGCCUGCUUCCUCAAUAAAACGGCAGAUGCUCUGGUUGAAGGUGGAGAAACAGGAAUCUUCACCCCGAUGUUCUUUAUGCUACUUAGAAAGCCUACAACAGCUUAA
Molecule: messenger RNA, 1119 nt
Organism: Dentiscutata heterogama
Lineage: Eukaryota; Fungi; Glomeromycota; Glomeromycetes; Diversisporales; Gigasporaceae
Source: the annotation of a GenBank genome assembly